AUGUCAGUCUUCCUUGGCUAUGCAAGGAAUUUGUUCCAGCGUGGCCCUGGCACUUCAGCAAAACUAAAGAGCGUCAGUACUCCGCUAUUCUAUCGCACACCCAGUGGUGUGGCUUUGCUGGCACCGGCAUACAUCGCACUGGAUGUCUUCAUCAUCAUUAACACUGUGAAUGUGACUUGGCGGAACUGGAGAGACCCUCCAAAGCCGUCUGACGAAGGUCAACUACCGCCAUUGCGUUCCACAGAGUCAAGACUUGCGGUAUGCGCUAUGGAGAUUAUGGUUGGCGGAUUUGUUGCGGCGGCUUUAUUGAUACGACGAGCGCAGACGGCAAAAUUAUUCGCCCUCUUGCCCCCUCAAGCCUCAAAACUCAAGAACAACCAACGCGUUUUCCUGCAAUCCGCGGGAAACUGGCGCGACAACGGCAAAAUAUAUCCAUUGAGCGCUUGCACCCUCACUCGCGUUCGUAAGGAUGCAUUGUUGCUGCAAGUUCAAGGGCUCUAUGGUGGAUGGCAGUUUGACAUGGAAAAGAGUCUGGUUCUUGGGAGGGCGGCUCCCUCGGUGGAAGAUGCCUGCAGGGACAUAGCGAUCCAGUGGAGGGAGGCGGGUGGCAAAGGGACAAUCUUGACGGAAUGA
Molecule: messenger RNA, 633 nt
Organism: Mycena indigotica
Lineage: Eukaryota; Fungi; Basidiomycota; Agaricomycetes; Agaricales; Mycenaceae
Exons: 4
Coding region: 1-633 (210 amino acids)
Source: RefSeq, a predicted model, not a curated record